AUGAUAACAAUCAAGGCGCUAACAGUCCACGAUGAGUUGCAUCAAGAGGAGCACUGCACGCAGGUCAGGAACGAAGACAGUAAAAAUGAGAAUGGUAAAGAUGAGACUGGGGAGAGCCACAGCACUGGCUCUGUUAGAUCUAUAACCAGGGACAUAGAGAAGCCUUGGGUGAGAACAGACAAAGUGGGACAAGAGGUCCCUUUUGAAAAUGAAGACCAAUCUUAUGCAAGUCUGCUGGCAGCAUCUCAUCCACAGGACAGCCUUAGUAACCUGAUUUACCAUGCGUCUCCACUGGAGUCUAUAAAAGAAUUGGAUGAGAUGGAUGGAAGGGAAGAACAAGUGUCUGAACUAGAGAGGAGCCCUGGAGAUGGGGCUGUUAAAAUCAAACAGCAGGACACUGAUGAUGGCUUCCCACUACAAUCUGAGAAGGAAAGGUGUGAGGUACAAGCUGGAUCAAAUCCUGGAGCUGUUCUCAUAGGGCAAUCAGUCUUUGAGGAUACCUUGGAGUCUACAAUCAUGCGUGACGAAAAUGAGCCUCUGGACCCAACAGGUAAAGAUUUGUUGCAGGUCACUCCUAAUGGUGAGCAUCACCAGAAGGAAUCACACAAGGCUCUUGUGCUGGCAGACGACAGGUGGGAGCGAGUGUCUUCACGUGCAUCUGACGAUAGAGAAAUUCAACAGGAACCGAAAGAGCACCACCAGUCAACAGAACAAUGUGGCAAAGAUGACAGAGAUGGUGUCAUGGAAUGUAAAGGAGAUCGACUUAGUCCUUCAGAGCCUUCUAUUCAGGAGCUGCAGGACCCUGAAUUGAAGCACGAAUCUUACCAGAGUGAAAAUAACAGACUGUGCAAUAAGGUGAAGGAUUCCAAAAUGAGAAUAAGAGAACUGGAGAAUGAGCUGUGCACAGAGAAGAGGAAAUCUGAGAGCCAUGCACACAGGAUCAGAGAACUGGAAAUGGAAAUGUCCAACAGCUCCCUAAUUGGCGUUCUGACCGAAUGCAAGACAAAGGUGGAGCAAUUGGAGGAGCUCAGAUAUUCAUCACGUGAACUGAUGAUCCAACUGCAGGAGGCAAACAGGAUUGCAGCGUGCCUGAAACAGAGGAUUUUCCACCUGGAGGAGGAGAGGAUGUUGAAGCAGCAGCAGCUUGUGAAUCUGGGAGAAGAACUCGAGGGUUCCAGGAAAGCUCUGGAGCAGAAGAACAGGGAGAUGGUCAAGGUCAAGGUGCAGGUCCAAGCCCUCAACGAAGAGCUCGAGAGGACACAAGACAAAAAGCUUUGUCCAGCAGAAUGCCUUUCCAACGGUCACACUGUUAAUCAGCCUCACAGACGAUCAAGAAAUGAUACUAAUGACUCCAAGCAUUUUUCAAAGCACAAACAUAAACAGGUACCAUAUAGUCGCCCAGAUUCAUGUCUUAACUUGGCAUUGAACCUCUUUGCUGGUGCCGACUAAUGGAAAUAUGAGGGAAGGUCCCAGAACACACUGUGCUGAAAAUGUCUUCUGUAACAAAAUCUCUUUGAAACUGCAGCAGUCUCUAUAAAUCUACAUAUAACAGAUCCUGGAAAAUGUCAUCAGAAUGUGUUUAGAUAGAAAAAAGGAAUAUUUGGUAGCAACUGUUUGUUGCAGAAAUUGGUAAGUUAAAUUGCAAAU
This is a messenger RNA of Lepisosteus oculatus (spotted gar), 1647 nucleotides long. Its product is annotated as myosin heavy chain, clone 203-like. The record is from RefSeq and is a predicted model, not a curated record. Lineage: Eukaryota; Metazoa; Chordata; Actinopteri; Semionotiformes; Lepisosteidae.